This is a messenger RNA of Prionailurus viverrinus (fishing cat), 1588 nucleotides long. RefSeq names its product UBX domain protein 11 (gene UBXN11). The record is from RefSeq and is a predicted model, not a curated record. The coding region runs from base 95 to 1546 and encodes 483 amino acids. Lineage: Eukaryota; Metazoa; Chordata; Mammalia; Carnivora; Felidae. Gene Ontology annotation, biological process: proteasome-mediated ubiquitin-dependent protein catabolic process. Gene Ontology annotation, molecular function: ubiquitin binding. The transcript is spliced from 15 exons.
UGGGAAACCGCGUGACAACAAGAUGGCGGCGCCGCGGGACGGCUCGGUGGCCCUGCGGGGGAGUUCCUGACAGCUAAAAUCUAGAAGCAGAACUAUGAGCUCGCCUUUGGCCUCCCUUGGCAAGACCCGAAGAGUCCCCCUGGAGUCAGAGCCUGUGAAUCCAGGGAGGCGAGGGAUAAAAAUCUACGGAGAUGAAGACGAGGUAGAUAUGCUGAAUGACGGACGUGGCUCAGAAGAAAGGAUCUCUGUCCCUUCCUGCUAUGGAGGUAUAGGUGCUCCUGUGAGUAGGCAAGUCCCUGUAUUCCAUGACUCGGAGCUGGUGGCCACCCUGUCGAGGAAGUUGCGGGACCUGGAACAGCAAGUGAAGGCUCAGACUGAUGAGCUGCUGUCCAAGGAUCGGAAGAUACGGGCCCUGGAGGAAAUGUUGCAGACCCUCCGGGAGCACCAGGGCAAGGUCACCCUGCAGCGGCAGAAGCAGCUGGAGACCACGUGCUUGCAGCUGCAGCGGCAGGUGGGGAAGAUGGAGCGGUUCCUCAGUGACUACGGGCUGCAGUGGGUGGGCGAGCCCGAGGACCAGGAGGACUCAGAAGACAACUCAGACUCAGAGGAUGGCAACACAGACUGGAUGACAGCCAAGAAGUUCUGGAAGCCAGGGGACUCAUUGGCGCCCCCCGAGGUGGACUUUGACAGGCUCCUGGCCAGCCUGAAGGAUCUCAGUGAGCUGGUGGUGGUAGAGGGUGACACCCAGGUGACACCAAUGCCCGGGGGAGCACGGCUCCAUGUCCUUGAGCCCAUCCCACUGAAGCUCUAUCGGAAUGGCCUCAUGAUGUUCGAUGGGCCCUUCCGGCCCUUCCAUGACCCCUCCACACAGCGCUGCCUCCGAGACAUUCUGGACGGCUUCUUCCCCUCAGAACUCCAGCGACUGUACCCUGACGGGGUCCCCUUUAAGGUCAGUGAUCUGCGCAAUCAGGUCUACCCGGAGAAUAGGCUGGAACUGUUCCCAGGUGAGGGCCGCGUGGUGGGCUGGCAGAGGAUUCGCAAGCCCGUGGACAGGAUGGAGCCCCCAGGCUCCAGGAUGACUGCUGAGAAGUUUCUGAACAGGCUCCCCAAGUUUGUGAUCCGGCGAGGCGAGGUGAUUGACAUCCGGGGCCCCAUCCGGGACACCCUGCAGAACUGCUGCCCAUUGCCUGCCCGGAUCCAGGAGAUUGUGGUGGAGACACCAGCCUUGGCUGCUGAGCGUGAGAGGAGCCAGGAGUCCCCCGAGUCACAGGCGCCCCUGCUCUCCAUGCUGCGCAUCAAGUCUGAGAAUGGCGAGCAGGCCUUCUUGCUGAUGAUGCGGCCCGAGGACACUGUUGGCGAUGUGCGCACCCUGCUUGCACAGGCCAGAGCCGUGGACGCCACGACCUUCGAGAUCAUCAGUACAUUCCCACCCACGGUCUACCACGACGACACGGUCACGCUGCAGGCCGCAGGCUUGGUGCCCAACGCAGCGCUGCUGCUUCGGGCUAGCCGGGCCCCACCGCCUGCCCCAGGCCCUGGCCCCUGAUCCAAAUAAAGCGCCCGCUCCCACACUGGCUGCUCCGCGCAC